AAUAUUCGAACACAGCCCUAAUCACGUGGUUUAUCGAUUGUCAUUUACAAUAAUGUGUUACUGCAACGACUGUUAAAUGUCUCUUGUUCGUGCUCGCGAGUGAUUAUUCAUGUCACGGGUUGAAUCGGAAGGAGCACUGCAACGUCUGAAUCGUUUUGGAAAGUGGGCAGUGUGGAUUAGCAAUAAUCGUCGUUGGAACUUUUCUAUGGAUCAAUUAUUCUUAGAUCUUAUACACGAAUGUAAAUAUGUGGCACCAGGAGCACAGUUGACCUAUGGCUUGAGAAAUCGUUUGGAGAAAUACAAAAGAGAAGUUCGAAAGGUAAUUGUGUCUCACAUGAAAGAUGGCUGUGCUCCGUUGUUUAUCGCCUGCAAGAGGGGACACGUGGACAUUGUCGAGUAUCUUAUAAAGAAAUGCGACGCAGACAUCGAACAAAGAGGAAGAUACGAAGUACCCGAUGAUAGAUCGGUUCACUGUGUCACACCAUUAUGGUGUGCCGCGGUAUCUGGAAAUUUGGAAGUUAUAAAAUGCCUUAUAUCCCAUGGAGCCGAUGUGAAUGCAGUCUCUGAUUCUGGAUCUACUCCUGUUAGAUCUGCGUGCUUCAUGACACAUAUGGACAUUGUUUCGUAUUUAGUGGAGAAUGGUGCCGAUAUACUAAAAGCAAACUACAACGGUGGAACAUGCUUGAUAAAUUCCAUACAAAGUGUGGAGUUGUGCACUUUUCUUUUGGAACACGGCGCAGAUGUGAAUGCCACGGAUAUUCAGAAUAAGACUGCCUUGCAUUACGCCAUUCAGGAGCAUAGAUUUUUAACCACCAAACUUUUCUUAGAACAUAACGCGGACCCUCAUCUCAGGUCUCGAUAUAACGAUGAUGCUCUUCAGACUGCCUGCCUUAAAGGGGCCAUUCAGAUAUUCGAAUAUUUGGUGGAGAACGUAUCAUAUUCCGCGGAAAGAUUGGCAGAUGCAAACGAGCUGAUGGGAUCCACAUUCUUUGACGAUCACAGCGAUACACAUACGGCGUUACAAUAUUGGAGGGCAGCGAUGGCUCUCAGAAUAGUCAACUCUAAGGACGGAGUGCCUUUGCCAAAAAGACCCGUGUUACUAAAACGCGAGAUUUACAAAAACGCCGUGGAAUUUUCAACCAUGGAAGAGUUAAAUGCCAUUUCGCUCGACUUAGACGCAAUAAGAAUACAGAGUUUACUGAUCUGCGAAAGAAUAUUAGGCCCGCAUCACAAGGAUACUCUCUUUCGGCUGAUGUUUAGAGGUGCAUCGUAUGCAGAUUCUUUUAGAUAUCAACAGUGCAUAGAUUUGUGGCAUCGAGUGUUAGAAAUUAGAAUCGAAAAGGAUUCGAUUUUGUAUGCAGAUACAUGCUUUACUGCACAAGCUCUUGUAAGGCUUAUGGUGGAUUUAAAUGAAAAAACAUUGGAAGUGGUACAUCGUAAUCGACAAAAACAUGAACCGAGAUUUUGCGAUGUAGUAGCGAUAUUUAAAUUACUUUCUAGCCAGCUAACAGAAGCUAAAGAAUUAUUGGAGAAACGUCCCGUGCAUAAAAGACAGAGAGACAGUUAUGAACGUAUUCUAAAAUGCGUGACGCAUCUUAUUUAUCUCUUAGUAGAAACAGCGAAUUCUGACGAGGAGAAAGCUUUAAUGCACCAGCUAGUCCAUGGUUUAGUAAAACAAAAUCCAAGAUCUGUUUAUACAGAGGAUACAUUGCUUCAUCUUUGUGUCUCUAGUUUAAAUACAAUCAACUCUAGUUACUUUACUUCUGCUGAUGAUGUACAUACCAUAUUUCCUCGUUUGGAUGUUGUUAAAUUGCUCCUGGAUUGUGGAGCAUAUAUUGAUGCUAGGAAUACAUUACGGUCGACGCCUUUACACAUAGCGAGUAACGCAUACAAUUUUCACAAUCCUCUGAUAAAAUUGCUGUUGGAUUAUGGCGCGCACUUAGAUACGCCAAAUAGGGCGGGAGAUACACCAGUACGAUUAAUAUCCUCUAAUCCGCUAAAUAACGUGAAUCUUCUUAAUUAUACUAGUCUUCAGUGUCAGGCCGCGCAGGCUGUUUGUAAAUACGGAAUCUGUAGUGCAGAAUUGCCUAUUACAUUACGUCAUUUUCUGGAACUUCAUAGAGAAUGAUACCGAGAAUAAUUUUAGUAACAAUAAUUCUCAAAUUAUAUUGUAGAUGCUUUUAUUGAGAGAAUAAUUUUCCAACAUAUUUUGUCAUAAUUCCAAAAUGUAUGACAAUAUUAAAGAAUUCAUGUGCAAUGAUGAACAAUUAUAUAUAUAUAUAAAUUUAUAAUUAAUAUUCAUAUUCUUAUUAUAUGAGCAAAUUAGAUGAGGCAUUUAAAUAUAACACAGUAUAAAAUAACGAAAUAUAUAUACACUAAUAUAUCGAAACUUUAAUUAUAAAGAAAGUACUAUUUUUAAAGUGCUAACUAUACUGUUAACAUCUUGCUAUUAAGAAAUUUAUUAGUCAAUAUUGGUCACGCAAGAUGUUAAUUAUGAUAUAAAAUGUAAACGCAACGGAAUGCAGUUUUUAAGGCAUCAAAAGACUGAAUGAGAAGAGAUUGCUUCUAUAAAAACUAAUUCUCUCAAUUAGAUACUUUGCAAUAUAUAAAACAUUGUUUUUUUAAUGCUUCUGUAUAGCGACUCGUAUAAUUUAAUUAAUUAAUUAUAAGUAUUGAAAGUUCUUGCUACACAACUUUUUGAACUAUUACAAAUGAAAGAAAUCUAUAUUAUUGCACACACUGUGCUGCUUAUAAAGUAAAAGAGAUGGCACCAAUAUGAUAUUUUGUUACAAGAGUAUUGGGGGUCUUUUUAGUUUUUCUCAAAUUCUUUAACUUUUUUCUGAAAAGAUAUUACAAACAAUAAGUUUGCUGGAAAAAAGAAUAUUAAUUAUGGAAGAAAUUUUUAUCAAUUGUCAGUUGUCACCGUGAAUUCGAUGUGGUACAAGUAAUUCAGUCGGAGCUGUUGGAUUAUAAAUACGCAAAAUCAAAAAUAAUGUUAAUUCUUUCUUCAAUAUUUCAGAUAGGUAUUUCGAAGAUACUUUAAAUCGAAUUUGAAUUUAAUUGUUUUUUUAAGUUAUAUAAUGAUUUAGAUUUAUUUUUCUUGUCUACAUUACUCCGAGAGGUAAAGGAAACUGAGGAAUU
Nylanderia fulva is the source of this 3141-nucleotide messenger RNA. RefSeq names its product protein fem-1 homolog A-like. Gene Ontology annotation, molecular function: protein binding. The record is from RefSeq and is a predicted model, not a curated record. Gene Ontology annotation, cellular component: ubiquitin ligase complex. Lineage: Eukaryota; Metazoa; Arthropoda; Insecta; Hymenoptera; Formicidae. Gene Ontology annotation, biological process: ubiquitin-dependent protein catabolic process.